Molecule: messenger RNA, 3532 nt
Organism: Artibeus jamaicensis (Jamaican fruit-eating bat)
Lineage: Eukaryota; Metazoa; Chordata; Mammalia; Chiroptera; Phyllostomidae
Gene: PLEKHH3
Product: pleckstrin homology, MyTH4 and FERM domain containing H3
Exons: 13
Coding region: 464-2845 (793 amino acids)
Cellular component (GO): cytoskeleton
Source: RefSeq, a predicted model, not a curated record
GAGGCGGGGUCCCGGCGCGGUGCUCGCGCCCCUUGCGCGCCAGUCCCGGGGCUGCAGGGAGCGCAGAGCGCGCUCUGGGCCCGGGCCCCGGCCACCGGACGUUCUACCGGACACGACCCUCCCUGAAGCUUGGACAGCUGCCCACCUUGGACACUGCCCCACACAGGGCUGGACACUACAACGGACACUACUUCCCAGCUCCGGACAUUGCUCCCUCCUCCCCCCUGGGCCCUGGACGAUUUUCCCCCUCCCCCUUCGGGGGCCCAGACACUGAGCCCCCGCAGGCUCUAGCGACCAACCCCUGCACCCCGGCUGCAGACACUGCCUCCUCCCAGUCCCCUUCUCCCUUCCCCUCCACCCGCCCCGUAUUUCCCCCGACUGAGUAGGAGCCUCGCCAGCUUCUCCGACCCCCUGCAGCUUGGCCCCGGCUGCCCAAGCCCCCAUCCCCCGGCUGCUCGUCCGGAUGCCUCUCCCCGGGGGAUUGUGGUGGCUCCUCUGCUGCCGUCGAGGCUUUACUCUUCUGCACCGGGACUACGGGGACGGCGAACUUAGCGGGGACGGGGACGAGGACGAGGACGAGGAGACCUUUGAGCUACGGACCCCGAGUCCAGCGGGCGGCGGGAGGGGCCCGCUGGAUGUGACGCUGACUCAGCCUGUGAGGGGUGGGCCUAUCUCAGACAGGCUGCAGAGCUGGGAGGAGACCCGGAGCCUCAUCCCGGAGAAAGGGCUGCUGGAGGAGGACUCAGAUGUCGUCGUGAAAGGUUGGCUGUACCGUGAGACCCGCGAUCGAGGGGCACGGCCCUGGUUGCCCCCCCGCCGGGCCUGGUUCGUGCUCAGCCGGGACUCCCUGGACCAGUUCAGCAGCAGCGGGAAGGGGGCGCGGCGCCUGGGGAGCCUGGUUCUCACCAGCUUGUGCUCUGUGACCGGCCCGGAGCGCAGGCCCAAGGAGACCGGUCUGUGGUCGGUAACCGUGUCUGGCCGGAAGCACAGUGUGAGGCUCUGCUCCCCGCGCCAGGCCGAAGCAGAGCGCUGGGGGGUGGCCCUGCGCAAAGUGAUCGCCUCCAAGGCGCCGCUGGAGACCCCCACCCAGCUGCUGCUCAGGGACAUUCAGGAGAGUUGCGGGGACCCGGAGGCCGUGGCCCUCAUUUACCGACGAAACCCAAUUCUGAGGCACACCAGUGGAGCCUUGUACGCCCCGCUCCUGCCCCUGCCGUAUGGCGUCAGCGCCCCAGGUCCUGGCUACGCACCCUUGCGAGAGGAGGCGGUACGGCUGUUCCUGGCGCUACAGGCCCUGGAGGGGGCGCGGCGCCCCGGGCCCCUGAUGCAGGGUGUACUUCAGACCUGCCGGGACCUGCCUGCACUUCGUGACGAACUCUUCCUGCAGCUGGCUAAGCAGACCUCGGGCCCCGCGGGGCCCCCCGGGUUCCCCGAUACCCAAGACCCCGCAGCCCUCCGGUACUGGCAGCUCCUCACCUGCAUGAGCUGCACCUUCCGGCCUGGGGGAGCUGUACGAGGUCACCUCCUGGGACAUCUGGAGAGGACCGAGCGGGCGCUCCCGGAUUCGGAACUGGCGGAGUACGCGCGCUUCAUCCGCAGAGCGCUGGGCCGGACGCGCGGCCGAGAGCUCGUGCCCUCGCUGGCAGAGAUUUCCGCGCUGAGCCGACGGCAAGAGCUGUGGUGUACCGUGCACUGUCCGGGGGCUGGUGCCUGCCCCGUGGCCAUAGACUCCCACACCACAGCGGCGGAGGUUGCUCGGGAGCUGGUGGGGCGGCUGGGCUUGGCUCGAAGCCGCAACGCUUUCGCGCUGUACGAGCAGCAAGGGGCCCAGGAGCGAGCCCUGGCUGGGGGGACUCUCGUGGCCGACGUGCUCACCAGGUUUGAGAAAUUGGCGGCGGAGGAAGCUGGCCCGGAGGACUCGCCCGACCCCGGUUGGAGACUGUGCCUGCGCCUUCACGGACCCCUGCGCCCCGAGGGGCUGUCCCCAGACGGUCACGAGCUGCCUUUCCUCUUCGAGCAGGCUCACGCUCUGCUGCUGCGCGGCCGUCCUCCCCCGCCCGACGACACGCUGCGCGCCCUGGCGGCGUUGCGCCUGCAGAGCCUGCACCGAGACUUCUCCCCGCGGGCGCCCCUGCCGCGCCUGGACCGCUUGCUGCCGCCUCCCGCCCCGCCGCGUGAAGACCCUCCCCGCCCGAUCUCCAGGCCUCCCCCGUCCGCCGCCCUGCUGGCCAGGGCAUUCUGGAGCGCGGGCCUGGCCAAGAGGCCAGCGGAGCGGGUCCAGCGCGGCGGGGCGGGCAGCGCGGCGGGCCUCACGGCCCGGGAGGGAGGUGGUGGCGCCGGUAUGGCGGCUGCUGUGCUGGGCGGCUGGAAGCGGCUACGGGGCAUGGGCCGAGCUGAGGCCAUGGCUGCCUACCUGACUCUGGCGGCGCAGUGUCCAGGGUUCGGCGCUGCUCGGUAUGAAGUACUGGAGCUGAGCACGGAGGCUGGUGGGGGUGCUCCACAGAAGCUAUUCCUGGGCCUGGGGGCCAAGGCGAUGUCCCUCUCCCGACCUGGGGAGACUGAGCCCAUCCACAGUGUCAGCUACGGUCAUGUGGCCGCCUGCCAGCUAAUGGGCCCCCACACCCUGGCACUGAGGGUGGGAGAGAGCCAGCUCCUCCUGCAGAGUCCCCAGGUGGAAGAGAUCAUGCAGCUGGUGAAUGCUUACUUGGCUCACCCCUCCCCGGAGAGGCCCUGCGGCAGUGCUGCUCCUCCCUGCCAAGACCUGCCAGACACCUCCUCUCCCAGCCAGCGCCGGGGCCUGGACGAGCCCCAGGGACAGUCUGGCUGUUUGGGGCAGCUGCAGAAAUGAGCCUGCCAAGAGGUCACGACCUCCCUCCCUUCUCCGUCGUCUCUGGCCUGGACUGCUCUGAGAUUGGAGGGAACCAUGGACCCUUUUAGCCCUGCAGGGACAGGGCACACCCCAUACCCAAGGGCUGCAAUGGGUGCAGACAAUUUUCUAGUUUGUUUCUUAAUUUAUUUGUAGAAGGAAAGCAAAAAAAAAAUUCUUAUUUACACAAACCCUUCCUGUGGGAGCGUUGUCAGUGGGACAAGUUGGAGCCCCAUAGGUCAGAGCUCCACCCCUGGGACGCCCACACUCCGAGUUUUCAGCAGGGCUGAAGGGAGUCUGGACACCACAGGGCUCCACCCUUCUUGACUGUCUGGAUUUAACCUCCUCCUGGCCAUUGUGCUGCCACUGGCUGGUGGGUGGGGUAGAAAAGAGGGCAGCUGUGGAGGCUGCAAUCACUUACCCUCUCUUCCCCACUGAGUGGAAGAGAGGUGGCCUGCUGGUGUCCCUGAGGCCGGAGGCCAGUGAGUCAUCAGGACCACCACUACCCAGUUGCUACGCUGGUGUGUCUAGCUUGUAGGGCCCAUCUUUGGUGUGCCUGCCUACUGCCUUGGGCCUGGAUUGGAGAGAAGCCUGGGACAGGAUUAGACCCAGAAACUUCUCUGGCAUGGAUAAAGGGCUUGUCAGGAUCGGCUCAGCCCUGCUCCUGGG